Messenger RNA from Megalops cyprinoides (Indo-Pacific tarpon), 3296 nucleotides. Its product is annotated as anoctamin-5-like. Gene Ontology annotation, biological process: chloride transmembrane transport. Bases 154 to 3006 code for a protein of 950 amino acids. Gene Ontology annotation, cellular component: plasma membrane. The record is from RefSeq and is a predicted model, not a curated record. Lineage: Eukaryota; Metazoa; Chordata; Actinopteri; Elopiformes; Megalopidae. The transcript has 22 exons. Gene Ontology annotation, molecular function: chloride channel activity; protein dimerization activity.
GUGAGGGGUAUGGAUUUUGUUCAACAUGCAAGACCAAGCUUGUUUCUUGUCUAGUCAUCUGACAGCUAUGGACUUUGGCAAUUGAGGACCGGUCAGGGGAACAGAAGUCUUGCAGUCUUCCCCAUAAGUUUCACAGUGGACUGUGUCGCUAAAAUGAAUCCAAUAUUCGUAAAGAACAAAGAUGAUACUGUUAUAGAGAUGCAAGGCACAGUGGACACCAGGAGUUCAGACGACAAAGAUGAGUGCAGUCUAAACUCCAUGUCAGACAGAGGGCCCCAAAUUCCAGAACAGAAUGAGGCAACUCAAAGUGAAGAGAUAGCUGAGCCAAAACACCUUAUGUCUGGUGUCUCUGGGAUUUGGAGGAAGAGAGCACUGUUCCUGAAGUUUCGCUCAAGGAUUGACAAGCAGCAACAGAGCAAAGACUCCGUUUUCUUUCGGGACGGGGUGCGAAGGAUUGAUUUUGUCCUGUCCUACACAGAUGACAGAUGUGAUGAAAGGAAGCAGGAAAGGAGGAAGGAGUAUGAGGCCAAUUUGGAGAAGGCAGGGCUUGAGCUGGAGAUGGAGGACAAAUCGGAGUCUGAUGAUGGGAAAACCUAUUUCUUAAAGAUCCAUGCCCCCUGGGAAGUGCUUGCCACCUAUGCCGAUGUGCUGAAGAUUAAGGUUCCCUUUAAGGCCAAUGACAUCCCCAGCACCCGGGAUAUCACAGUGCAGUGGCUCUUCAAGCCCUUCCAGCUGCCAGAUGAUGUCAUGCAUCCAGAGCCUGAUUAUUUUACUUCAGCCUUUGACAAGGAGAAAAUUGACUUCUUCCUCAUUGACAACACAGAGACCUUAUUUCCCCCCUCCACACGCAAUAGGAUUGUAUACUACAUUCUGGCCCGCUGCCCCUAUCGCAAAGAGGAUAGCAACGACAAAGACAAGAAGGGCAUCAAGCGACUGCUGAACAAUGGCACCUACACCUCUGCCUUCCCCCUGCACGAUUGUAAGUACUGGAAGAGAGCGAGAGAUCCCAACUGCGAAAGUGAAAGAUACAAUUUAUACAACCACUGGGCCUCAUUCUCCCGCUUCUACAAGGAGCAGCCCCUCAACCUCAUUCGGAAAUACUAUGGGGAGAAGAUUGGGAUUUACUUUGCUUGGCUGGGAUUCUACACGAAGAUGCUCCUCUUCGCUGCUGUUAUGGGUGUAAUGUGUUUCAUCUAUGGCAUCCUCACCUACCAUGAGAACACCUGGAGUACAGAGAUUUGUGACCCUGAGAUUGGAGGCAACAUUAUAAUGUGUCCAUUGUGUGAUCAGAAGUGCGGCUACUGGAAGUUAAACUCUACAUGCAACUCCUCCAAGUAUUCACAUCUGUUUGACAACAUGGCGACAGUUUUCUUUGCCAUAUUCAUGGGUAUUUGGGUGACCCUGUUCCUGGAAUUCUGGAAGCGGCGGCAGGCUAGGUUGGAGUAUGAAUGGGACUUGGUGGACUUUGAAGAGAUGCAGCAGCAGCUCCAGCUCCGGCCAGAGUACGAGAAUAAGUGCACAAGCCAAAGACUCAAUCGUGUCACUCAGGAAAUGGAAUGGGUUCUGAAUAGGACCACAGCAGAUUUUAUUGCAAAACUGCUCCUGUGCUGGACCACAGUGGUCCUGUGGGUGGCACUCAUCAUUGCUUGUAUCAUUGGCGUGAUUGCAUAUCGGCUGGCUGUGUAUGCAGCCUUUGCCAGCAUCAUGAAAGAAAGUCCCACGAAUAAGCUAGAGCUGGUUGGAUCCCUCAUCACCCCACAGCUGGCCACCUCCGUCACUGCCUCCUGUAUCAACUUCGUUAUCAUCAUGAUUCUCAACGUCACGUAUGAACGUGUGGCCAUCUGGAUUACUGACAUGGAAAUCCCAAAGACCCAUCUGGAAUAUGAGAACAACCUGACCAGGAAGAUGUUCCUCUUCCAGUUUGUGAACUACUACUCCUCCUGCUUCUAUGUGGCUUUCUUCAAAGGAAAAUUUGUGGGCUACCCAGGCAACUACACCUACAUGUUUGGUAAACUGAGGAAUGAAGAGUGUGACCCUGGUGGCUGUCUGAUUGAGCUCACCACACAGCUGGUGAUCGUGAUGACUGGCAAGCAGGUGUUGUGCAACAUCCAAGAGGCUCUGAAGCCAUGGCUGUGGAACUGGUGGGCUAACAGGAAGGCAUGUAAUCACCCAGAGAGUCUCUACAGUCGCUGGGAGCAAGACCGUGACCUGCGAAAUUUCAGCCAGCUGGGCCUUUUCUAUGAGUACCUGGAGAUGGUUAUCCAGUUUGGUUUCAUCACAUUGUUCGUGGCCUCCUUUCCGCUGGCGCCCCUGCUGGCCCUUUUAAAUAACAUUAUAGAGAUCCGCGUGGAUGCCUGGAAGUUCACCACGCAGUUCCGUCGGCCUGUGGCUGCCAAAGCUCGCAAUAUAGGAGCUUGGCAGGAGAUCCUCAAUGGAGUGGCCAUCCUUUCUGUCGUCACCAAUGCGUUCAUCGUGGCCUUCACCUCUGACAUGAUUCCACGCCUGGUGUACUUCUAUGCCUACCACCCCGGCACUGAGCCCACCAUGCAGGGCUACAUCAAUAGCAGCCUGUCAGUGUAUAAUAUCUCAGAAUUCCCCGAGCAAAAUCUGCCUGAUGACGACGAGAAUCCCAGCUGGUUCAAAAGCUCCAUCAUAACCACCUGCAGAUAUCGUGAUUACCGCUACCCCCCAGGCCAUGAGAAGCAGUACUCCCACACCAUGCACUUCUGGCACAUCCUGGCCGCCAAACUGGCCUUCAUCAUUAUCAUGGAGCAUGUGGUUUUUGUGGUGAAGUUCUUCGUGGCCUGGUUGAUUCCAGACGUACCCUCUGACGUGAAGGCCCGAAUCAAACGGGAGCGCUAUCUCAUACAGGAGUACCUACACAACUAUGAAGUGGAGAAGCUGAAGGUGCAGCUGAGCCAGAGCCACAACCAAAAUAACCCCAACUCCACAACCCCAGAAGCUGUUGUCAUUGAAAAACGUGAGGUUUUCUCUGAUUACAUGUGACACUUCUCAAUCCACAGAUCUGUCUGAGUGGAGAUUGGAAAGCAAGAGUAGAGUGUCAAAGCAAUGCAAAGCUUAAUUAAAGAUGAGAUCUAUCUAUCUACCAGCAUGCCCUCCGGCUACAUGGCUCAUAGCGCUCACUGUUUGCUCUCUGUUGCUAAGGAAGUUCACAAUAAUGAGAAUGACACUGUGCCAAAGGCUGGCAGAUGGAGAAGAUUAAGCAUGUAGCAUUUCCAAGAUACCAUCUCAGCUGUAAGGUUUUGUUCUAAAAUUUAAAAAUCUAAACAUUCUCA